Molecule: messenger RNA, 2933 nt
Organism: Durotheca rogersii
Lineage: Eukaryota; Fungi; Ascomycota; Sordariomycetes; Xylariales; Xylariaceae
Exons: 2
Coding region: 258-2855 (865 amino acids)
Biological process (GO): DNA-templated transcription; regulation of mRNA 3'-end processing; transcription elongation by RNA polymerase II
Cellular component (GO): nucleus
Molecular function (GO): RNA polymerase II transcription regulatory region sequence-specific DNA binding
Source: RefSeq, a predicted model, not a curated record
GAGGGAAGAAGGCUGGGUCUCGUCAAGAGCUGGAGGUGUGUUUCUGGGCCCAUUUUCCGGUUGAGGGUUCUGCUUCCUCUCUGCCUCAACUCCCCUCGGGUCACGUUAUAGAUCAAUCCAGCUGCGUAGAAGCCAUGAUUGUCUGAAGAGUGCUGCCAAUCGUCAAAGUCGCCACGUAGAUUCAGACCGUUCCAGUAUCCAACUUGCCACACUUGAUCUGCCCUUGCCCUGACCCGAGUCCUGUUGUAUCCGUCAACAUGUCUGGAGAACCAGAGCCCCGUCGAUCCGUGAGAGCCACUAAGGGUCAGCACACCAAGGCCUUCGACCAGCUCGAGAACGGCCCAGAGCCGCCGAAGCGUCGCCAGACGAAGAAGGGCGGCAAGAAGGCGGCUGAGAAAGAUGAUAGGCAAGACGAGGACGAGGAGAUCAUCCGCUGCAUCUGCGGCGCAACCACGCAGGACGACGACGACGUCAACGAGCCGUGGAUCGCUUGCGAUAAGUGCGGCGCCUGGCAACACAACGUCUGUAUGGGGAUGAGCGUCUUUACCGAGGAUUUAACUAAGGAUUAUUUCUGCGAGCGAUGCGCGCCCGACGACCACAAGGUUACCCUCGAGGCCAUUAAGAAGGGGGAGAGGCCGUGGGAGGGCCGUCGGCAGAAGCACGAAGAGGAGAAGAAGCGGAAGAAAGGGGGCAGGAAGAGCAAGGGGAAACGCGUCAGUGACACGAAGGAGCGCGCGUCCCCGAGCGCCACUGCGAAUAGGGCGAAGCCAUCUCCGACGCCAGAUUGGAAGAGGGAAGAGAGCGCUCCGGAAUCGGCCGCCAAGGGGAAGCGCAAGUCUCGAGAUCACUCCCAGGGACCGCAGAACAAGUUUCGCAAGGUCUCGGAACCGCAGGCGGCCCCGCCCGCUCCGAAAUACACGCCCCCGAGCGAUCUCCCAGACAGCAUUCAAAAGCUUGAAGGGCCGCGAAGGCAAGCGGCGUUGGGCCUGCAGAAAUCCCUCGACAGCGCCAUCGACCAAGCUGAGAAGAAGAAGCUAUACGUCGUCCCUCAAGGCGCCUCGAAGAAAGGCAUCACGGAGCGCCUAGCCAUCGAAAUCGAACGUGCUUUCCAGGACACCCACCCUAACACCUCGCACAAUGCAUCCCAGCUUCGUACACUUUUUUUCAGUCUCAAGAAUAACCUGGAGUUGGCUGUUCGGGUGCUCAACCGGUCGUUGCCGCCGACAUCGUUUGUUGUGAUGACCGGCGACGAGCUCGCGACCAGGGAGAUGCAGCGGGAGACCGCCGAGAUGAAGGCCCGCGCCGAGAAGCAGUCUAUCCUGAUCACAGACGACACCCCGCGGGUCCGACGAACCCACAAGGGAGAAGAAGUCGUCGAAGCCGACAAUAUUGCAGGCGAAGACGACGAAAUCCCAUCCAAUCUCCGCCGCCAAGGCAUUAGGGAGGCGAGCGAGGCUAGAAACGGAAGCAACGGGCCUUCAUCAGCCAACGGAUCAGGAUCACCUUCGAACUUCGGUAGGCGGUCCAGCUCGUCAGUGGGACCGCUCCGCGUGGAUACCCAGGUGGCUCAGCAAUCUCCCAGGAAGUCGGACUUUGAUAUCGGCAAGGUCUUUUCCAGCAUUCAGUCCCCACCGCCGUCGCAUCAGAGACGGGCAUCGACCCAGGUUCUAUCCGCCGGUCCUGGAGAUGACCCCGAGGUGGAUCGGCUACUCCAGGAGGACGGCAACGACUCUCCCCCAUAUUCCCCAACUGAGAACAUAGAUCCGGAUGUCGUCUGGCGUGGUCCCCUCGUCAUGACUAACGUGGCCGACAUUGCUACCGUCGCGAGACACGUUGGCGGGGCCGAUCUCAGCAAGGCCAAAGGUAUCGCAUGGAAAGACCUGAUCCCGCCUAUGCUUACUGUUGCCGGUCGAAUUCCGGAGGAGAAGGCGAUCCCUUACUUAUGCGGUUUACGAUACAAUAACCAGAUCGACUUGGUGAUUACGAGCUUGUCCCCGGCCCAGUCUACAGAUGCCAACGCACGCCGGCAGUUCUUAGCCGUCAUCGACUACUUUCAAUCGAAGAAGAGAUACGGCGUCGUUGGCGAAAGAAGACUCGGCAAUGUGAGAGAUACGUAUCUAGUGCCAGUCCCAGAAGGCGACGGCCCAAUACCAGAGCCGAUGCAAAAUAUCAGCGACCAUCUCAUCCCUCUGAAGCGUUCCGAGCCCAUGCUUCUCAUGGUAUUUGUUGUCCGAGACGAGAAGCAGCCUCAUAUCCCGAUCGAUCAACAACGCUCAGAGAUUCAAAAAGCCGCUUCAGUAACGUCGCCCCCGAGUGCAUCGCUACCGCCGAGGACUCCGUCAUCCUCGGUAGGUCCAUCGUGGUCCCCUGCUACUCCGCAAGGGCCCUUCAGCAACCAGACUUUUGCGCCGCCCCUGUAUAAUCAGACACCCGUGCCGGUGCCGAAGAUCCCGGGUCAUACCGCACCUCCCAUGCUGCCCCGCCAGACUCCACCCGUUACUCAACCGCCGGUUUCUCAAGACCCCAACGUUCCAGCCUUGCGAGCUGCCCAGGUAGAGGGGGAGACGAUGGCCCGUAAAGUGCUCGGACCGCUCUUCUCCUGCCCCUCGGUUACCUUCUUGCUCCCUCACGCCGCCCGUAUGAAGGAAGGCGAGUGGGCUGCUAUUCGCCGAUGCCUUGAACGCAAUCCGCGUGCCCGCGACGACCUCCAGCUCCUCAGUAAGCUCCUCACCGAUGAGGGUAACAGUCACAAAAAUGGGCCGCCCGCCGCAGCAGCAUCCCCUGGUAUCGUCCAGACCACGCUUGCCGCUGCCGCAAACGAAGGUCCGCCGCCGGCAACCCAGCCGAAGGCAUGAUUGCUGUUAUUCGCCAACCGCACACCCUGUUUUUGUUCGAGUAUACAUCUGUUCCGCGUGGAACGCUGUUUGUCGCCC